Molecule: messenger RNA, 5634 nt
Organism: Schizosaccharomyces octosporus yFS286
Lineage: Eukaryota; Fungi; Ascomycota; Schizosaccharomycetes; Schizosaccharomycetales; Schizosaccharomycetaceae
Product: inositol polyphosphate phosphatase
Exons: 2
Coding region: 202-3795 (1197 amino acids)
Biological process (GO): phosphatidylinositol dephosphorylation
Molecular function (GO): phosphatidylinositol-4,5-bisphosphate 5-phosphatase activity; protein binding
Source: RefSeq, a predicted model, not a curated record
AAGGCACUCAGUUGUGCCACACAUAAUUCUGAACACUGCCUUCUUCCAGCACUCAAGUGAGCUAUAAGAAGAGGACCUAAACUGUAUAAUUGCUUAUCCAAAUCUCAACCUAUAAUUACUAUAUAUCUAUAUUAAAAGGAGACUUUUGGAAUUUAGUAAUUUUUGUUGCAAUUUUUACAUUUCACGGUGUAAACAUGGAUUAUGGCGUCUCGACAGGACUCGAGUAGUGACCAAAAAGAACCCGAAUUUCCUCAAUCGGUUCUGUCAUUGCGGUCAAAAUUUGAAUCUCUUAGCUCCAAUGAUGUUACGAACACCAGUACAAAUACCCCAUUAAGAAAGCAUCUGAAUCAUCAAGAACAGAAUACCAAUAAUUCAGAAAAUACUCGUCAUAAAAACCAAGGAAUACAAAUUCCCUCUUCAAUUCCUUCUUUAGACACUAGAUCCACUCAGGAAGAAAAGUUAAGUGUGUCCAAUUCAUUACCAGAAUUUGAAAGAAAUGAAGGCUCGAAUGACAAGCUAAAAAACAAAGCUAGCUUUGAAGCUUUACGAAAAGGAUUUUCUGAAAAGCAAGAAAAAUCUUCGGAUACGGAUGCUGUUGUGCCGUCAUCACCUACUGCAUCCAACUCUUUUAUUUCGGUUUCUCCUUUGCCGCAAAAACCUUCACGCUCUUUUGGUUCACGAGAUUACAAUGAUUUAACGACACUUCCUAGACCUAAUUAUGCCACGAAACCAAAAAAUAUUUCGGAAAAAAUCUCAUCAUUAGCACGAUCAAAUUCGGAACUAAAACCAAGCCAUACUGAAGAAAAGUCUUCGAACGAAAAAAAUGAAACGGAAGAUGAUCCAGAAUCUGAAUCUGGAUCUGAGUUAUCCUCGAUAAUCUCGUCUGAGCAGGAAGACGAACCUGUACGUGAAAAAGUUUCCUCUCAAAAAUUUCCCGAACAACAAGAUAACCCAUUUUCAAAUGACUCUGAAGCUUUAGAUUCCUCUUCAAUUCCCGUUUCUGUUCCACUAAGGGUACAAGGUCAACAAACCGAUGUUCAACCUCCCGUUCCUUCUCCUAGACCCCCUAAGUCUGUCGCCGCAGAAGCUGUACAGCAAUCACGUAUUGCAAUGGCUCAUCAUCUUCCAAGUCGAACUCCUCAGCGGCCACCAAGACCCCCUGCUCGGAAGUCGUCUCAUAAUGUUUGUACAUCGACUUCAAAUGAACUUUCGAGUGGUUUGCCAAGCAGAAGAAUUUCUUCAGUGUCAUCACCAGUUUCAAACAACAGCUUUUCUGCCUCUGAGCCUAUAUUAUCCGCUGAAAAACCCAAGUUACCUCCGCGUCCCAGCCAAAUGGCGCCGGACAUAUCCCUAAACAAUCUGGCAAAUGAAACUGUGUCUGCGUCUCCUCCUCCCUUUCUUGUAUCUCCUCAACUUGGAAGAUCGUUAUCAUCUGGCCGAAGGCCUACCUCUUCCUCUGCUCUUAGUGACGUUCAUGACACUUCUAUGUCUUCUGGCUCUCCAUCUACUUCUCAAUCAGAUACAAUUUUGAAAGGUAGUUUACCUGAUGUAUCGUGCGUCCGUAGAAACCAACCUACUUUUAUGAACGGAGCUAAUUCAAUAAAUUUGGAUUUUGAAGCUCGUGUUUUCGUUGUAAGUGGGGAAUGCCUUGUUGUAGCUGGCAAUGGCGCGUUCCGCGUUUACGAUUCUAUUACGGGACUAUGCAAUUGGCAUGUGCCUUUGGGAGACGUAAAAGUAACUGCAAUGUCUUUCAAACCUUCUGGCGAUAAGGUAGCCGAUGAUGGGAGAUUUGUUUGGAUUGGUACUCGAGAUGGUGUUCUUUGGGAGAUGGAUAUUAUCAAUCACCAUAUAGUGAACAAAAGAAGUACUCCCCAUACGGCAAUUUCUCAUAUCCUGACACGUAGGAAUGAAGUUUGGACUCUUGAUGAAUCAGGUCGACUUUUUGUUUGGAAAGAAGAUAAGAUAAUGGGGUUAAGUGUGCAAUCAGACCCGAAGUCUGUCCGUAUUGUUCCCCAUGCUUCACAUGCCAUGGUAGUAGACGAUAGCUUGUUAUGGGUUGUAGUUGGCAAAUCUAUAUAUGUGUAUGACCCUGAUAAUAGUGAACGUCCGUCUGUUCUUCCAAAACCAUUGACACCUCCAGGACUUAUUGGCGAUAUAUCUUGCGGUACAGCUAUACCUAACUUUCCUGACCUCGUUUUCUACGGCCAUGUUGAUGGUAAAAUUUCGAUAUAUUCAAAAACGCAAUAUCGGUUUGUAGAGCUUGUAACGAGUAGUUCAUUUUAUCGUAUAAGUUCUUUGGUUGGUGUCAGUAAUACUAUUUGGGCAGCUUAUACUACUGGAAUGAUUUACGUUUUUGAUGCUUCUUCCAGCCCUUGGCGGUUACUGAAAACAUGGCAUGCUCAUAAAGUUAGUCAAAGUGGUGCCAACACUGUUUUAGGCAUAGAUAUUAACAGCAUCUGGAAGGCUAAACGGUUGCAGGUUGUCAGUCUUUGUUCUCCAGUUGUGAAAUUUUGGGAUGGAUUAAUGAUGGGCGAUUGGUUAUCUACUGAAAUGAGAAAAUUUUUUCCGAAAUAUAGCUCUUUUGAUGAUAUCGGUGCGUUAGUCUGUUCCUGGAAUGCUGGCGCUUCCAAACCGUCGGAUUUCAAAAGCCAGGAUGCUGGAUCUGAUUUCAUAAAGGCCUUACUGAAAGAAAAUGGAUACCCAGACAUAGUGGUAUUUGGCUUUCAAGAACUGGUAGAUCUUGAAAAUAAAAAGUUGACCGCCAAAAGUUUGCUUUCAUCCAGUACUAAAAAUAAUGCUUCAAAUAGUGACAACAUUUCUAGGCAAUACCGUUUAUGGCGUGAAAGGCUAGAAUCUGAAAUGGCUCGAAGUGAUCCAAAGAGUGAGUAUCAGGUUUUGGUAUGUGAAAAUCUGGUCGGCCUUUUUUCUUGCGUUUUUGUUAAAAGUGCGCUAAAAAAUAAAAUACGAAUGUUACAAACCACCACUGUCAAAACUGGAUUGGGUGGUUUACACGGGAAUAAAGGUGCUAUUGUCAUUCGUUUUCUGAUUGAUGAUACUUCAUUUUGCAUUGUGAACUGUCAUUUAGCUGCUGGACAGACCAGUAAGGCAGCGAGAAAUAAUGAUCUAGCAACGAUUUUAGACUCUGCGGCACUGACUCCAGACAGCAAUGAAAUGGAUCGGUUGAACAGCUUUGAAGCAGGUGGUGACGGUUCUCAAAUAUUAGAUCAUGAAGUUUGUAUUUUACAUGGGGACCUCAAUUAUCGAAUCAAUCUUUUAAGACCGAAAGUCAACGAUUUACUAAAGAAAAAGGAUUUAAAAACGCUUUUGGAAAGUGAUCAAUUAACACAAGAAAGGAAACGCAACGCAGGUUUUAGGUUACGAACUUUUAGUGAGCCUGAAAUAGCUUUCGCGCCCACAUAUAAAUAUGAUGUUAAUAGUGAUAGAUAUGAUUCUAGUGAAAAGAAGAGGGUUCCAGCUUGGUGUGAUCGUAUCUGCUUUCGAGGUGACACGGAUUAUGUGUAUGCUGAGAACUAUAGGCGACAUGAGGUUCGCGCAUCUGACCAUCGUCCAGUGUCAGCAUUACUUCAUGCGAAAGUAAAACUCAUAAAUGCGCAGGAACAAGCUUCAACGUGGGAUAUUAUUAAAAACAAGUGGUUGGGUUAUGCUGAUUCCGUCAAACGGGAAGCCAAGUUACAUUAUCUAACAGUACACACUUCUUUGGAUCGUGAACAAGCUGAGCGUGUGCUAAUAGGGUCUCAAUGGAAUGUUCAAGAUGCCAUACGAAGCAUUUCAUAAUUUUCUAACUCUCGUUAUUAUAUAUACUAUUUUUACAUAUAUUUACUAAUAUGUACUAUGAAUAAAUUAUGCUUUCAAUCAUCUAAGAUACAUUUCGUUACUCGGGUGAAAAAGAGUAACUUGAGUUUCGACGUUUAUCAGUUUCUUCAAGCCAUCGUGAGAAUAGAAGUUGAGCUAUAGGUCCUCGUUUUUUUUUCUUUGGGUUGAGCUUGCUGUCAAACAUAAAGCUUUUCAUUAGACGGGAAGAUGUAUCUUCAUCCAACGAGUCGAACGUAGAACCCAACAACUUCAGAGAGGACCUUUGAUCUGCAGACAAAUUUGGAUCUGAAAGAAUUGUAGAAACUAUAGAGUCAAAGCAUGUAACCGCAAGGUUUCGUGGAUGAGGAUGUUUAAUAAAAUGAGAUGUACCAGUGGAGUUUUCUUUGAUGGUCUGAUUUCUGGGCCUUUUCAAAGUAAGAUCGGCUUCAUUGGGAUGCAAAGAUGAAAAAGUAAAAUCUGAAUUAGACGUCUCGGUUUUCUGCGGUUUUGUUGUCUCGACGGAGAGAUUCUUUUUAGUUUCAUGCGGAGAACUAAUGCGAACCGUUUCUUCAAAGUUCCAACCGUCAUCAAUGGUACUAUUUUUCAGAUGUGUCGUGGAGUUUGGUUGUUUUAUAGUGUUAGUAGUUCCUGGAUCAAGAUCAUCUUCGGAAUUUUGUUCUACUUCAUUAAGGAUUUUGUUUUCCAAAAGUAAGGGUAUCAGAAACUCAACUUUUCCUGAGCCUUUUAUAAACGGAUGGUCUAGAAGAGACGACGAAGAACGACGAGAAGCAGGAUGAAGUUUUAAGCAACGAGACACAAAGUCUCGAAAUUCCAGACUGUAAUUGGAGGAAAGCUUUGGCGGUUCCGAUUGUGGAAUUUCAAAUAUAACACGCAUAGGAUGCAUUGUUGCUCUGGGAGGAGCUGCUUCUGCCAUCUCUAUAGCCGUAAUUCCUAAAGACCAGAUAUCUGCUGCUGUUCCAUAGCUAGUUUGUUGUAUUACUUCUGGGGCCAUCCAAAAAGGGGUCCCUACGAAGGUAUAUCGUCUGGAAGCGGCAUUUGAAAGUUGGGCAGCCACACCAAAGUCAGCAAGUUUAACUUCACCAGUCGUGGAUGACAAGAGUAUAUUUGCAGCUUUUAUGUCCCUGUGAAUUUUAUUUUGAUCGUGUAGAUAAGUUAGACCCUUCAAGGUUUCCCUUAAGAUUAUUGAGAUCGUUUUUUCUUCCAAGCCUUGCUUUUUUAACAGCCCAGAAACAGAACCUCCAUCCAUAUGUUCCAUAAGAAUCCAAAGAACGUGUCCUUGGACGAAGCAUCCGUAAUAUUUAAUAACAUUAGGAUGACUACAAUUUGAAAGCAUAUGAACUUCCUGUUCAAUUUCACUUGUGUCAUCCACAGAGGCUUCCAAAUCAAUCUAUGUUUCAGUUAGAAAUCUCAAAAAUCAAACAAACACGGUAUUCCCCACUAUAUGAGCUUUGUAACGAUUUCCUGGUAAUAUUUAUAGACGAUUUCAUCAAACAUUUUCAACGAAGCAUCCAUACAUCGUAGAAUAUCAUGCCUCAUGAUGAUCCGUUAUGCGAAUUCCAAUAUCUCGACUUACCUGCUUGACUGCUAAAGUAGCACCAGACGAUUUCUCAAUUGCCCUCCAAACGAUACCAAAAGAUCCCGAACCAAUUUUCUCUUUCAGAAUAUACGACUGAGCUGAAAGCGGAAACAUGGCAUUAUUCUUGGGUACAGCGAAAAAAAGCUAGAAAUAGCUAACAAGUAAACUGCGUAUAAUUGAUUUUUUUUAUAAUAAAUAUUUCUCAAAUAAAAUAAUCAUUCCUU